This is a messenger RNA of Amyelois transitella, 1571 nucleotides long. It is a transcript of the gene Nplp1, whose product is annotated as neuropeptide-like precursor 1. NCBI's taxonomy places the organism in Eukaryota, Metazoa, Arthropoda, Insecta, Lepidoptera, Pyralidae. The transcript is spliced from 6 exons. The coding region runs from base 67 to 1497 and encodes 476 amino acids. The record is from RefSeq and is a predicted model, not a curated record.
ACCGAAGAGUCUUCUAAAGUUGGAAACUUAGUUAACUUUCUGAGUGCGCGGUGCUGGGCCUUCAAAAUGAGAAACAACAGCAGAUUAAAUAUUGGCCGGCACCAUGGUUACUUUUUAUUGCUUGGGGCUCUGGCAGUCACGUUUUCCAGCUAUUUUGGACAAGUGAUGGGUAUGCCAAGUGAUUUGAAUCAAUGGCCAACGUUUCCUAGAAGGAAUAUAGCAGCUUUAGCUCGAGAUGGGUAUCUCAAGCAUUCCAUGCCUGGUUAUAAAAGGAGCAUCUCGACUCUUGCGAAAAAUGGCCAAUUGCCUACGUUCCGAUCGCCGUACGACGAAACUGAUAAACAAGAACAAGACGAUGACGAAUCUCACGAAAAAAGGAAUGUAGCUUCCAUUGCACGUCUUAGAAGUUAUGCCGCAAUGAAGAGGAAUAUUCAAGCUUUAGCCAGGGAUGGAUAUCGCGCGGGCAGAGGACAGUACAAUCAACCAAAUGACAAGCGCAAUCUAGCUUCGUUGGCUCGUAAUGGAAUGAUUCACAAGAAAGAUGAGAUUGGUGGUGACGAAUAUUAUUUCCCAUUUUAUCAAAACCCCAUUCCCCCUCUAUCAGAAAUAGAUGGGCCAUUCGACUUUAAUGAAAUGUACGACUUCCAACAGUCUAUUAAUCCUGAUAUGAUGCCACCUUUGUCACAAGUUUUUAAGAAAAGUGAUCCUGCUUGGGCCUUGCAACUUGAACCCAGUGCAGCUGAUAUGGAAAAUAAUUUAAACUUCAAAAGAGGAAUUAUUGGAAUGCCAGUUCAUGGCCUUUACAGAUCUGUAUUUAUAGAACCCAGUGAGGGAAGUGUGAGAAACAAACGAUACAUAUUAUCUUUGCCUGAUGUUUUGGAUCACAAUGAUAUUAAUGUUCCAGAAAAUACUGAGAAUACAAAUGAUGAUGAUAAGCGUUCUGUCGAUGAAGAUAACGAUGUACGUGAAAAUUUUGAAAAGCGUCAUAUCGGUUCAUUGGCUCGGUUAGGUUUGCUUCCGUCCUUUAGGUUUUCGGGAGGUCGUUAUAGCAGAUCUGGAAGAGCCAGAUUGCUAUUGCCCAGCCAAGAAUUGUACAGGAAGCAUUCCUCUGACGAGAAUUUCGGAAUUAGGAAAUAUAUCCCUGGUGCCGAAAUUGACGUCGAUCCAGACGACGCCGACGUAUCGUCGUCGGCAGUAUCUUCUUACUCGCACCCGACAGGAAGGCUCCUCCACAGACCACUAAAUAAUGAUCUCCCCACCGUAUCCUCUCCCCCAUUGCCCCCAGCACCUUACCCGCGACCAAAUUUCAUCGACGCUCUAACUAAGAACAGCUGGCAAUCCAAUAAAGAAGUUCCCAAAUUUUACCACUUUAGGUCUUUGAAAGUUCCGUAUCACACGUCAGGGAAGAGGUAUCUUCUAUUACCGGCUGUCGACAAUAUUCUUCUCAGGAAGACCUACCGCAACAGCAGCCUUCCGAGUCGACGUAAGAAUCAGUAGCUGUGCCGGUGCCCCCUGGGUGAAGCCAGGUUACACAGUAAUGUGAAAUGAACUGUGAAGUGAUAAAGUAAAUG